Ilex paraguariensis (yerba mate) is the source of this 276-nucleotide messenger RNA. The record is from the annotation of a GenBank genome assembly. NCBI's taxonomy places the organism in Eukaryota, Viridiplantae, Streptophyta, Magnoliopsida, Aquifoliales, Aquifoliaceae.
AUGGAGAGGUCUCAUUGUCCUGGGGUGUACAGAGAGAAAGGGCAUGGGGGUAGGGGUUUCGCAUUGAGAGGGAGGGGGCUGACAUUUGCGUGUGUCAGGCGCUGUGGGGUGUAUAGAAAUGUACCCUAUGUUUUUGUUCCUUCAAAGCAAGCUCUUGGUCGAGCAUGUGGUGUCACAAGACCUGUGAUCUCCUGUUCUGUGACAAGCAACGAGGGAAGCCAGUUGAAAUCUCAAAUACAGCAACUCAAGGAUGCCAUUGAGAAGCUCUUGAUCUGA